UAUUGGCUCCCAGUCGCUAUUGAAGUCUCAGCCGGACAAGGCGAACGAGCCGAGAUUAAUUAAGUUUCCCCAGCAAACACGAACCAAUCAAUGUUUUCGCCGCAAGGAUUAAUUCCCUGCCUAAUCGCAGGGUUACAACUGCUCUCCAACGCAGAAGCUGAUCCCAUGAUAGAGGUCUUCAAAUGGAAACAGAUGGACUUCUAUAAUCGUGGCGAUGGACACUUGGGUUUAUCCGGAAGGCCAGACAGACCCAGCUUCUCAGCACCUGUUGUCUUCCCUGGGAAAUACUCUCGUCAGAAGCGUGAGACUAUAACCUCCCGCGAUUCUCCAGUGGUCGUAAAUAGCCGUGUUGGUAGUGAUGACCCCGAUGCCCCCUAUAUUCCGUACAACAACGUGCCAAUGGGAGUUAACCAUUUCCGGGGACGCGUCUUCGUCACGAUGCCACGGCGACGGGUGGGCAUCCCGUCCACCUUGAACUACAUCGAUCUGGCCAAGGAUGGAUUGGAUCGGAGCCCCAAGCUGCGGGCCUAUCCCAACUUCGAGCUGAACCAGUUCAACGCGAGUGCGGAGAAUCUGGUGUCAGUCUAUAGAACCUCAGUGGACGCCUGCCAGCGACUUUGGUUUAUUGACACUGGAAUGCUGGAGUACCCAAAUAACCGCCAACAGAUCCGACGACCCAGCAUUUGGGUGGUCGACUUGGCCACGGAUCGCGUGCUGAAGCGCUUCGACAUCCCGGAGAGCAUUGCGGAGACGGGUCGCGGACUGGCCAGCAUAACCGUCGAUGUGCAGGCGGGAAAGUGCGGCGAUGCCUAUGCCUAUAUCCCGGAUCUGGUCUACCGCCGGCUCUACGUCUAUCACCUGCGGAACGAUCGGAUGUGGGCCUUUGAGCACAACUACUUCAACUUCGAUCCGCUUUCCGGGGACCUGAGCAUUGGAGGGCAGACCUUCCGCUGGGAUGACGGCAUCUUCUCAGUCACUUUGGGAGCACAUAGACCAGAUGGCAGCCGCGACGUCUUCUUCCAUCCCAUGGCCAGUACGAAUGAGUUUGUGGUGUCCAACCGGGUGCUGCAGCAGGAAUCCAAUGCUGCACGCUCAGAUCACGGAAACGAUUUCCGGGUUCUGGGAAACCGUGGGCCAUCCACGCAGUCCACGAUGCACGGAUACGAUCCGGGAACCGGAGUGAUCUUCUUCGCUGAGAUCCAGAAAAACGGAGUGGGCUGCUGGAAGACCAGCAAGCCGAUCUCGGCGGAAAACUAUGGCACUGUGGACUCCAAUGCAAUGAAUAUGAUCUACCCCAGUGACUUGUCGAUCGACGAGGAGGGAACUAUCUGGGUGAUGUCCAACUCAAUGCCCAUUUUUAUUUACUCCACGCUGGACACGCAAAUAUACAAUUUCCGGAUUUGGAAGCAAAGGGCUUCGCUAGCAAAAAGGGGAACAAUUUGUGAGUGAUUUGAGUGGAAUCGCUUGAGUGAAUGCUUCCCAGUUAAUUAAUUAAGUAACAGUACCAACAUAUGUGUAUCAAAAUUACCCACUAAAACUUAUGUACAAAAUAUAUUUACCGUUGAAAUUGA
Molecule: messenger RNA, 1571 nt
Organism: Drosophila rhopaloa
Lineage: Eukaryota; Metazoa; Arthropoda; Insecta; Diptera; Drosophilidae
Product: L-dopachrome tautomerase yellow-f2
Exons: 4
Coding region: 91-1449 (452 amino acids)
Cellular component (GO): extracellular region
Source: RefSeq, a predicted model, not a curated record